Messenger RNA from Tricharina praecox, 2644 nucleotides. Its product is annotated as P-loop containing nucleoside triphosphate hydrolase protein. Gene Ontology annotation, molecular function: ATP binding; nucleic acid binding; RNA helicase activity. The transcript is spliced from 2 exons. The record is from RefSeq and is a predicted model, not a curated record. Bases 97 to 2583 code for a protein of 828 amino acids. Lineage: Eukaryota; Fungi; Ascomycota; Pezizomycetes; Pezizales; Pyronemataceae.
UCUGCGAAAAAAAGUUCAGAGUCGAAGUUCUCUCGCAACGAAAGGACAUCCACAAUUAUACCCCACCACCAACGAACCCCCACCACACCACACAAAAUGGCGAAAUCAAAGCGCAAGAACAAUGAGACUCCCUCGAGGGACGGCGCAUCGCCUACGAUAAAUGCAAAAGUCGCACCGGCCGCCGCCAACGACUUCGUUAUGACCAUUGAUGACUCGGAUCAAGACGUGCCGAUUCUGGACGAAGACGACUCUGACGACGGGGCGCAGAUCAGCCCGAGUCUUUCCCCCGAACCGGAGGAGGAGGAGUCGCGAGGGAAGAAAAGGAAGCGCACGGAAAAGAAGGUUGUGGUAGAGCGCAAGGAGAAGAAGGCGGCGAACGAUGGCGGGUUGGACUCGGAUUUUGAGUUCCAGGCAGGUGAUCUGGGUGACGCUGUCGGAGAGUACGAUGGGUGGGGAUUUGAGGGUGCAAAGGCGGCGAUGAGGGACCAGAAGAAAGGAGUGGAUAUAGACGAAAUCAUCCGGCGGAGGGCAGCAAAAAAGAAGCAGGAAGGGAAGGGUGGGGAGAACGGAGACGACGCUGAUAAUGACGCACCCGAACUCGCCGACGACGAGAGUGAAGAGGGUGAUGAUGAAGGCGCGGCGGAAGACGAGGACGAGGGUGGAGAGAGCGACGAGGAAAAUGGAGAUGAUGAGGCGGAAGUGAGUUUCGCAGGAUUUGAAGACGACGACGAGGACAUUGCUGCGGACGGUUUUGGCAUGGGCGCAGAUUCAGAGGAGGACGAAGACGCAACAAAAAAUUCGGACGCCUCCAAGGACUCGGACGAUGAGGGCGGCGACGGCGACGAGGACAAGGGCGAAGACUCUGACGAUGAAUCUGUAGCCUCCUACGUUCCCCAUCCCGACGAUAUUGGCUCUGACCGCGAAGGAUCGGAUACCGAGACCGCCGCCGAAGCUGCUAAAAAGGCCGCCUACUUUGCUCCUGAAGAUGAGAUCACUUUUAACCCCGACCCUUCGGCGAGCUUCCAAAACAUGAACCUCUCUCGUCCUAUCCUCCGUGGUCUCGCCAACGUCGGCUUCACUGCACCUACUUUGAUUCAACAGAAAGCUAUUCCUGUGGCACUACUUGGCAAGGACGUCGUUGGAGGUGCGGAAACUGGUUCCGGAAAGACGGCGGCGUUUAUAGUGCCGAUUCUCGAGCGACUACUCUACCGACCAAAGAAGGUGCCUACAUCCAGAGUUCUCAUCCUGUGUCCUACCCGUGAGUUGGCGAUGCAGGCGCACUCGGUGGGAGUCAAGCUGGCAGCGUAUACCGACAUCAAAUUCGCUCUGGCGGUAGGAGGACUAUCGCUCAAGGUGCAGGAACUUGAGCUCAAGAAACGCCCCGAUGUCAUCUUUGCCACUCCUGGUCGUUUCAUCGACCACAUGCGCAACUCUCAGGGCUUUGGUGUGGAAACCAUCGAGAUCGUGGUAUUGGACGAGGCCGAUCGUAUGCUGGAAGACGGAUUCGCCGACGAGCUCAACGAGAUCAUCAACACGAUUCCCAAGAGCCGACAAACCAUGCUGUUCUCUGCGACCAUGACCGACUCCGUCGACAAGCUGAUCAGACUCUCCCUUAAUCGCCCGGUCCGUCUCAUGGUGGACCGCAAAAAGAGCACCGUCAAGGGAUUGGUGCAGGAAUUCGUCCGCAUCAGGCCCCAGCGCGAGAAGCAGAAGUUAGCUAUGUUGAUUCAUAUCUGCAAAACGCUUGUGACCACCCGAUGCAUCAUUUUCUUCCGCUCCAAGGUGCUUGCACACAGAAUCCGCGUCAUUUUCGGGCUCUUCGGACUCAAGGCUACAGAGCUACACGGAAGUUUGACACAGGAACAGCGUGUCAAAGCCGUUGAAGCCUUCCGUGACGGCGCGGUCGACUACCUGCUCGCAACCGAUCUUGCCUCCCGUGGUCUUGAUAUCAAAAACGUUGAUUGCGUAAUCAACUUCGAGGCGCCGCAAUCCCACGAGAUCUAUCUUCACAGAGUCGGACGUACCGCGCGUGCUGGGCGCUCAGGUCGUGCCAUCACCCUCGCCUCCGAAAGCGACCGCAAAGUCGUCAAGGCCGCCGUGCGCGCCGCUCAGGCACAAUCCGCCAAGGUCGUCUCGCGCGUCCUCGACAAUGAUACAGUCAACGCUGUGCACGAGAAGCUCACUGCUCUCGAAGACGAGAUUGAGGAUGUGCUUAAGGAGGAGAAGGAGGAGAAGUUCAUUCAGACGAUGGAAAUGCAGGUGCGGAGGACUGAGAACCUGGUUAAGUUCGAGGAUGAGAUCAAGGGACGUCCCAAGAGGACGUGGUUUGAGAGUCAGCGUGAGAAGGCGGAGGCGAAGAAGGUCAGUAAGGCCGAGCUCAACGGGAUUUCUCUACCCGAUAAGAAAACUCCCAUGAGCGGGAAGAAAAGGAAGCGCGAGGAGAUGAAGGAGGAGAAGGAGAAAGUGUACAAGAAGACGAAGUCAGACCGAGCGACCAAAGGCCUGAGGGGUGGUGUCAAGGCUGCGAAUAAGAGGGAUGCGGGUGGGGGUUCGAAGAAAGGGAGAGGGAAAGGAAGGCGGUAGUUGGCGGAAGGGCUUGUAAUGUAUAAGUUAUGGGAGAAAAGCGAACGUGAUUAUUCAAGAG